UUGUUACUGCUCGCCUUGAAAGACCAUACCGCUAUUGUCAACCUUAAAGACAGCACAGGCUACACUGCCCUCAUGCUGGCAGUGGAAAAAGACAAUUUCCAUGCCGCUCGGAAGCUCCUGGAGCUUCCCGGUAUUGAUUGCAAUGUCACCAAUGGCAGUGGCCGGACGGCCAUGACGCUUGCUGCCAGGGAAGGAUCUUUGCCGCUAGUUGAACUUCUUCACAGGAGGAAAGCGGCGGUCAACAAGGCAGACAAGAAUGGGGAUACCCCUCUCGUCUGGGCAAUUCGUGAACUUCAUUUUGAUAUCGUCAAAUAUCUCUUGGACAACGCGGGAGCUACUACAGACCAGAAGAACACUGGGGGCCAAACCCCACUGCACAUUGCCGCGGAGACGGGUGAAUUGGAAAUGUUUCAUACUGUUCUCAUGGCUGUGCAUGGCCGCUCGAGCGAAUCAGAUCUGUGUUUGAAUAAUGAGGGCAGGACAUGCUAUUCGUUGUUCAUUGAAGCCCGCAAACGGAACUCGAGAGCAGGCUUUGGGAGCCCAUAUUACGAACAGUACAAGUUCUCUGAGAUUCUCAGUAAGCUUUCAGACAUUGAUGUAUUCGAUGGAGGUCGGUCACUGCUCUCCUGGGCUGCCGAGUACAACGAUAUUGUCUGGCUGCGGGCUUUACUCGGCCGCGGUGCUGACCGAAAUCAACGCGACAAGAUGCCUCCCAAGGGUUCGCGACCUUCCAUACGCAGAACCCCAGUAAUUUGGGCCCUAGAGAAAGAUAACUUGGAGGCCGCUACGCUUCUUGCAACUCACGAUAUCUCUGUACUGUCCUUGGUUCAGGAAGCCAAGAAAAGGCAAGAAAGCGUUCCUGAAGCAUGUCGGCUCCUGCAGAAACUUCUGCCUUGCCUGAAAGAUGAGUCUCUAAAUAGAAUCGAUGAUGAAGGCAAGACUGCUUUACACUACGCUGCAGAGCUGCCAGGUUCCGAAAUCACAAAACUCUUAACUGACCAUGGAAUCUCAAUUGAUGGGCUCGAUAAUGAUUCUAAGACAGCACUCCAACUCGCGGUUGAGAACAAAAAGCUUGAGAAUGUGACCGCAUUGCUUCGCCGGGGAGCGGCAUUCCCUGAAAUUCCGUUGAACAUAUGGCAAGAGUUGGACCCGACAGGAGCCCGCCGCUGUGUCCGGUUCACUAGGACAGGUCUAGAUGGUCUCGAGCUCGCAUUUCUGGCGGGCAGUGAAGCGCGUGACUGGAAUACCAGGCCGACCUCCUCAUCGCUACUAUUAUGCGAUCCUCAGUCCCUAUCGGUGCAAAUGGAGAACGCUCCAAUUCAUCCGACGGUUCCAGGCAGGACCCUCAAUGAUAUCAUAACGUCAACCACAUACGUUCGGUAUCAGCGAGCAUCCGGCCCGGACACUACGGUGAAUCGUCUGUCUGUAUUCUUUCCACCUGCCAAGCAGUCUUACAGGAAGAAGGCACAACUGCUGCGACCCGAAACACUGGCUAUGGAAUGGGCUGUAACGUCAUCGGAAACGGAGAACAAAGCCUUUUACACAUACAUCAGUGCUCUGCCCCAGGAGUUACCAGCGACACCUGCAAGCUUCUGUAAACAGCUCAUACUAAAUCUGCGGCAGAAGUGGGAGAUCAGAGCCCAGUAUGUCAGAGACCAUAUAGCUGAACUGCGGCAGAGUCAGAUCCGGCGAAAGGGUCGAAAUCAGACGAUAAUCAAUCAUCUCGCACAGCAUAGUGAACUGCGCGGUACGCUCCGUGAGUAUCUGAGUGGACAUGUUCAAGGUUUACAAACUAUGAUCACAGCUCAGAAGAAGUUUCCGGGGUCGGAAAAGCAGGAAUUGUUCGAGGCGGUGCAUUGUCUGGACCAGACAAUCAAGUCCCAACUGGACGAUUCGGAGCGGGCCGCUCAAGAAGUCCUACAACUAGAGUUAGCCUGGGUCUCUAUCAGCGAGGCAGCUAGCGUCAAGCGCCUGAGCUGGAUGACUAUUAUCUUCUUGCCUCUCAUGUUUUCUUCGAGUCUCUUCGGAAUGAACAUUGAUCUCCUGAAAGACAACCCGGACUGGACCUGGUACCUGGUCUUCUCGGCGGUCUCGGUGCUCAUCACAAUCUGCCUAUGGACACUAUUGAAGUAUAUACCUAUUGAGACUUGGAGGAAGAGCGACCUCAUUGCGCGAAACAAAUUUUCAGACCACAAUGUCAGCCUGGAAACCGGAAAGAGCGGGUAGAGGAUUCCCAGCAAUGGUAGUGGUUGGCUAGGCACCAUACAGCUACUACCGAGUCAGCGGUUGAGCUAUAGUCUGAUCUCUGAACAUCGGGGGUGGAACGCCUCAAAAUCAGCGAAGUAUAACCUCAGUACCUCUUCAGCCAACCCCGCCCAACAAGGCACCGCCUUGAUCAUCCCCUACCUGCCUUUUUUCCAGCGAGAGACUCUAAAACAUUGACUUUAGUAUCAUCUCACAUUCACCUCCGCAGACAUAGUCGCAGACAUCAGAAGACGAAGCUUACUGUAUGGGAUGAUAUUUCCACAGAAACCUUCCAUGACCGCCGAAAAGCACAUGUUUCAAGUCAGGUGUUUUACUAUCUCAUCAUCUCCUUUGAUUUUCUUUGACCCUGAAAUUAAGGUAAGAGAAUGCAACAACUCUAGUCUAGCUAUACAAAUAU
Messenger RNA from Aspergillus uvarum CBS 121591, 2662 nucleotides. Its product is annotated as ankyrin. The coding region runs from base 73 to 2226 and encodes 717 amino acids. Gene Ontology annotation, molecular function: metal ion transmembrane transporter activity; protein binding. Gene Ontology annotation, biological process: metal ion transport; transmembrane transport. The record is from RefSeq and is a predicted model, not a curated record. The transcript is spliced from 8 exons. NCBI's taxonomy places the organism in Eukaryota, Fungi, Ascomycota, Eurotiomycetes, Eurotiales, Aspergillaceae. Gene Ontology annotation, cellular component: membrane.